Brachypodium distachyon (stiff brome) is the source of this 958-nucleotide messenger RNA. RefSeq lists its product as uncharacterized. The record is from RefSeq and is a predicted model, not a curated record. The transcript is spliced from 5 exons. NCBI's taxonomy places the organism in Eukaryota, Viridiplantae, Streptophyta, Magnoliopsida, Poales, Poaceae. The coding region runs from base 412 to 792 and encodes 126 amino acids.
GUUCAGUACUACAUGUGUCAUGUGUGACUAGUUUUCGGCGUCGUAGGCAAUGAUGAGUGGCAAAGCACAGAAAAUCGUCCCGCCUGUCAGGAAAUCAGUCCCCCGCAUCCCUGAUCCCCCCGCUCGGGUUGUUUGGAGGGCACUGAAUUGUGGGGUGAUGAAGAAGGGCGUCCAAUCCUCUCGCGAGGCUUCAUUGAUCUGCCAAUUCUCCAGAGCCUGGGCAUACCACCAGCAGACAGCAUAGGCUGGCUCCGUCGCCUUCCUUAGCGCUAGGUGCGCAUGGACGGUCAGUUCCUCCACCUGCGACGGCAAGUCCGACGCGUACGGGGACGACGAGGACCUGGACCUGGACGCCGGCGCGGACGGCAAGUAGUACGCCGGUGAGGAAAAAGAGUUGGGGGGCAGGCGAGGAUGGCGACGAGGUCAAAUAGUGCGACGGACUGGACGGUGGUGGCGAUCCCGCAUCCCUGGAGCGCAUACAAGGUCAGAGACAAACUGGAAACGAUGAGUUGCCAGAUUAAAACCAGCUGCCAAGUCAAAUCUGUUUCAAGUCUCGAUGGAGGUUACAGAGUGAUUGAUGUUGAUGGCGUGGAUGAGGUGUUCGACAGAAUUAUAAUUGCAGUUCAGGCACCUGAUGCUCUAGGAAUACUAGGAGCAGAAGCAACCCACCAAGAACUGAGAAUUCUUGGUGCUUUCCAGUAUUUCUGCUGUGAUAUAUACCUCCACUGCGACAAAAGUUUGAUGCCAUUGAAUUCCUCUGCGUGGAGUGCCUUGAACUUUCGAGGGACAUGAAGCGGGGCUGUCUCUGUUACCUACUGGCUAAACCUGCUCUUCAGAAUAUAUAAUCUACCAUCAGACCUUACCUGCUACGCUGAAUUCUCCACAUGUCCCGGACCAUGUCAUGCUCAAAUGGAGUGCUAGCCAUCCUGUUCCCUCCGCUGCUGCUGCGAAGUCUUGU